AUUCGCCGCCCGCCCGGGAGCGGAGGAGUUUGCUCGUGGCCGACCUGCACCAAGGGAAGUCAGUCCUAUGUCCAGAGACCCCACCACCACCCCCUAAACCACUGUCCUCAUGCGUGGUGAACAUUUUCCUAAUCAAUAAGUCUUUGCAAGAAGAUCGUGUGGUGCUGAGGAUUGAACAGAAGACAACUGCAUGACAGGACAAUGCCGCCCAAGCGUAUAGCUAAGAAAAGGUCACCCCCAGAAGAUGCCCUCCCAAAGAGCAAGAAGGUGAAGGACCAUCGUAACCAGGCAGUGAGGGCUGUUGCCUCCCACCGAGUUCCGGGCGCCCGCUCCUGCCAAGUCUCACAUAGAUCCCACAGAACAGAACCAGGCAUGGUGCUAACUCUGGGCCAGGGCGACGUGGGCCAGUUGGGACUCGGUGAGAGUGUGAUGGAGAGGAAGAAGCCAGCUCUGGUGCCCAUUCCAGAGGAUGUUGUACAGGCAGAGGCCGGGGGCAUGCACACUGUGUGUCUGAGCAAAAGUGGCCAGGUCUACUCGUUCGGCUGCAAUGACGAGGGUGCCCUGGGAAGGGACACAUCUGUGGAAGGCUCAGAGUCGGUGCCUGGGAAAGUGGAGCUGCAAGAGAAGGUGAUACAAGUGUCAGCCGGAGACAGUCACACAGCGGCGCUCACGGAGGAUGGCCGAGUCUUCCUUUGGGGCUCCUUCCGGGACAACAACGGUGUGAUCGGACUCCUGGAACCCAUGAAGAAGAGCCCGGUGCCCGUGCAGGUGCAGCUGAGCACGCCCGUGGUGAAGGUGGCCUCAGGAAAUGACCACUUGGUGAUGCUGACAGCUGAUGGCGAGCUCUACACGUUGGGCUGUGGAGAGCAGGGCCAGCUCGGUCGUGUGCCUGAGUUGUUUGCCAAUCGUGGUGGCCGCCAGGGCCUCGAACGACUUCUGGUCCCCAAGUGUGUGAUGCUGAAGUCCAAGGGGAGCCGGGCUCACGUGAAGUUCCAGGAUGCCUUCUGUGGUGCUUACUUCACCUUCGCCAUCUCCCGCGAGGGCCACGUCUAUGGCUUCGGCCUCUCCAACUACCAUCAGCUUGGAACCUCAGGCACAGAAUCUUGCUUUAUACCCCAGAACCUGACGUCCUUCAAGAACUCCACCAAGUCCUGGGUGGGCUUCUCUGGUGGCCAACACCACACUGUCUGCAUGGAUUCGGAAGGGAAGGCGUACAGCCUGGGCCGGGCCGAGUACGGGCGGCUGGGCCUCGGGGAGGGUGCGGAGGAGAAGAGCGUGCCCACCCUCAUCUCCAGGCUGCCUGCUGUCACCUCAGUGGCCUGUGGGGCCUCUGUGGGCUAUGCCGUGACCCAGGAUGGUCGUGUUUUUGCUUGGGGGAUGGGCACCAACUACCAGCUGGGCACGGGCCUGGAAGAGGACGCCUGGAGCCCCGUGGAGAUGACAGGCAAACAGCUAGAGAACCGCACAGUCCUGUCCGUGUCCAGCGGAGGCCAGCACACAGUCCUCCUGGUCAAGGACAAGGGACAAAGUUGAUGAAGCCUCCGAGGGCCUGGCUGCUGGGCCCACCAUGCCCCUCCCCCCUGGAACAGGGAAGCCAUGAGGACUGCAGGGUGCGACAGACCUCCCCCCCGACCCUAAGCGUUCUGUCACCUCCUGUCUUUUCCCCGUGAACAGAAUCCGUUUCCUCUUUCUCCUUCUCCUUUCCAGAGUCAUCCUGGGACCUGCAGGAUGAAGGCCGUGUGGGGCUGAGGGGGGCAGGGGGUUGUCUGAAGGAACAUGACUCGCCCCAGAGUGAUGUGGUCAGCCCGCCUUCCCCUAUUCCUACCUUCUCCGGCCCUGGCUGAACUUGGUUUUGCCUACCAAAAUGAGAAACUUCUACCUGGGGGUUAAAUGCCCAUACGCUGAGGAGUCGGGGCUCCCCUCAAGCUCUACUCAUGUGCCACACUUGCUGUCCUUUGUAGCCAUACAGAAACAAUACCGUCCUCAGAUCUGGCUUUUGUGAACCCAGACUGGGGAUGAACUAGAGAAUGGGUAGAGGCAACCUCCAGCCAAAGGGUCUUACACGCGUGUCUGGGAGAAAGGGGCUUGGGAAGGCCAAGUGACAGAAAAAAGCCCGUCAGCCUCUCAGAAGCACAAAGUACUCUGCCUUCAGGCAUUGCCAGUUGUACCCCACUUGUUUCACCAACACGGGCCCCAAAUCUGAAAGGAAACUGCCUGCAGGCCAGGACACUCAGGGAGAGGAGGAGGACAGAGAGCUCUAGACAAAUUUAUAGCAAUAUUGAGAGUGAAGGGACAAAAAAAAAAAUCAGGGAGAGGAGGCUGGACCCCAGAAAGGGAAGUGGGAUCUAGUACAGUAGCUGAGGAAAAGUCGUGGGUUGUUGUGUUUUGUUUUUUUUUUUUAACUGUAAAAUAUUUUGGAGGGAAGCGUGAAACCUUUUAACGUUUUUAAUAAAUGUAGAGUUUUAUAAAGCGCAA
Sorex araneus (European shrew) is the source of this 2475-nucleotide messenger RNA. It is a transcript of the gene RCC1, whose product is annotated as regulator of chromosome condensation 1. Gene Ontology annotation, molecular function: guanyl-nucleotide exchange factor activity. Bases 202 to 1533 code for a protein of 443 amino acids. The transcript has 13 exons. The record is from RefSeq and is a predicted model, not a curated record. Gene Ontology annotation, cellular component: cytoplasm. Lineage: Eukaryota; Metazoa; Chordata; Mammalia; Eulipotyphla; Soricidae.